AUGUCUACCACAGCAGAUGGUAGUUAUGUUUCUUUUCUUUUUCAUGGUGAUGUAUUUCCCUCUUCCAAAUCACUUUUAGACCAAGUUGUCGAUGAAAUUGUUUCUAUACUCAAGAAGGAAGCUGAAGAAGGGAACAAAAAAAGCACAAGUAAAGAAAGAUCUGCUGCUGAAAAACUCAAUCAAGUAAGCAAUUUAUCGCGGCAAUAUGUUGCUAAAGAUGGUAUGUUAAUUAUUUUACUUUUUAGAAGUAUUACAAUCGAGCAUACAGGUAAUCUAGAGGCAACAACGGUGUAUCGUGAAAAAUUGUGA
Messenger RNA from Cetraspora pellucida, 309 nucleotides. NCBI's taxonomy places the organism in Eukaryota, Fungi, Glomeromycota, Glomeromycetes, Diversisporales, Gigasporaceae. The record is from the annotation of a GenBank genome assembly.